GAGAAGGGGUGGUGGGCCUGGCGGGCGGACCGAGGCUGCGGGCAGUUGGGCGGUUCCGCGCGGCAGUGUCGGGGGAUCUCCGGGGCCCUGGCGUCCGGGGUCCACGCCACACUCCAGGAGGUGCCUGAGCGAGCGGGCCAGCGAGCAGUAGCGGCCAGAGAGACCCGCGGGCCGGGACCAUGGGCUGCUUCUUCUCCAAGAGGCGGAAGGCUGAGAAGGAGUCGCAGCCCGAGGGCGAAGAGGAGCGACCCAAGCAGUACAGCUGGGACCAGCGCGAGAAGGUUGAUCCGAAAGACUACACUUUCAGUGGACUGAAGGAUGAAACAGUAGGUCGCUUACCUGGGAAAGUGGCAGGACAACAGUUUCUCAUUCAAGACUGUGAGAACUGUAACAUCUAUAUUUUUGAUCACUCUGCUACGAUCACUAUUGAUGACUGUACUAACUGUGUAAUUUUUCUGGGACCCGUGAAAGGCAGUGUGUUUUUCCGAAAUUGCAGAGAUUGCAAGUGCGUGUUAGCCUGCCAACAGUUUCGUGUGCGGGAUUGUAGAAAGCUGGAAGUCUUUUUGUGCUGUGCCACUCAACCCAUCAUUGAGUCUUCCACAAAUAUCAAAUUUGGCUGUUUUCAAUGGUACUACCCUGAAUUAGCUUUCCAGUUCAAAGAUGCAGGGCUAAGUAUCUUCAAUAAUACCUGGAGUAACAUUCAUGACUUUACACCUGUAUCAGGAGAACUCAACUGGAGCCUUCUUCCAGAAGAUGUUGUAGUUCAAGACCACGUUCCUCUGCCUAUUACCGAAGAACUCAAAGCUGUCCGUGUUUCCACAGAAGCCAACAGAAGUAUCGUUCCAGUAUCCCGGGGUCAGAGACAGAAGAGCAGUGAUGAAUCAUGCUUAGUGGUAUUAUUUGCUGGUGAUUAUACUAUCGCAAAUGCCAGGAAACUAAUUGAUGAGAUGGUUGGUAAAGGCUUUUUCCUAGUUCAGACAAAGGAAGUGUCAAUGAAAGCUGAGGAUGCUCAAAGGGUUUUUCGGGAAAAAGCACCUGACUUCCUUCCUCUUCUGGACAAAGGUCCUGUUAUUGCCUUGGAGUUUAAUGGAGAUGGUGCUGUAGAAGGAUGUCAACUUAUUGUCAACGAGAUAUUCAACGGGACCAAGAUGUUCGUAUCAGAAAGCAAGGAGACAGCAUCUGCAGACGUAGACAGCUUCUACAACUUUGCUGAUAUACAGAUGGGAAUAUGAAGUGCAGUGUGGAACCAGGGACUGGAUGUUAAGCCCUUUUCAAUUUGUGUAUUAGCAACGGUUUUUACUAAUGCUAAAAUUGUUAAAUUUUACUUUUUAAUAAAUGGUUGAAUACUGCAUCA
Messenger RNA from Ceratotherium simum simum (southern white rhinoceros), 1354 nucleotides. RefSeq names its product RP2 activator of ARL3 GTPase (gene RP2). Gene Ontology annotation, biological process: post-Golgi vesicle-mediated transport. The record is from RefSeq and is a predicted model, not a curated record. Gene Ontology annotation, molecular function: GTPase activator activity. Lineage: Eukaryota; Metazoa; Chordata; Mammalia; Perissodactyla; Rhinocerotidae. Gene Ontology annotation, cellular component: cilium; periciliary membrane compartment.